Messenger RNA from Melopsittacus undulatus (budgerigar), 2433 nucleotides. It is a transcript of the gene SLC6A5, whose product is annotated as solute carrier family 6 member 5. Gene Ontology annotation, molecular function: glycine:sodium symporter activity. The transcript is spliced from 16 exons. Lineage: Eukaryota; Metazoa; Chordata; Aves; Psittaciformes; Psittaculidae. Gene Ontology annotation, biological process: synaptic transmission, glycinergic; glycine import across plasma membrane; sodium ion transmembrane transport. The coding region runs from base 1 to 2433 and encodes 810 amino acids. The record is from RefSeq and is a predicted model, not a curated record. Gene Ontology annotation, cellular component: plasma membrane.
AUGGUAAGUGUUCGGCUUCUUUUCCUUGAGAUCGAGAAGGGCUGGAGGGAGGAUUACACCAGUCAAAGGCAUAUGAGCAAGCAGGUUGUGAACAGCCCUGAAGCCGUUGCUCCUGGACCCCAUGAAGGUGCGGGAGUUUUAAGAAUCAGUCCUGAAAAUGAUCUGCAGAAUGUCCCAUCUCCAGCCCCCGCUGUGAUGGCCGGGCUUUCCCCACCACUCUCUAACGACACCAAAACAAUUCCCUCUGAAGAAGCUAAACCAAAUGAUUUUGAAAGGACCAAAGUCGGGGUCUGCAAGCUCAGCAGCACCCCGGUGCAAGCCAAUUCCACCCUUCGGAGGGGAUCCGUGGAAACAUUCCCAUGUAAACACAGCCCCGGGGCAGGGCCCGUCGGGCAAGCUGCGAUCCCUCACUGCAAAAUUCCCGCUUUGCAAAGCACCGACGGGGACGCUAACCUAAAACUUGGUAAGAGCACACUGGAGCAAAACAACUCCAAGGGCACCUGGGUGACCUUGAGCCAGAGUACCGUCGUACUGGGCACAGAUGGCAACACUUCUGUUCUUCCUGGCAGAGUGGAGGGGGAAGACGAUGUGGGGGAUGAAAAUAAAGCCAGAGGGAACUGGUCUAGCAAACUGGACUUCAUCCUCUCCAUGGUGGGUUAUGCAGUGGGGCUGGGCAAUGUCUGGAGGUUCCCGUACCUGGCCUUUAAGAAUGGGGGAGGUGCGUUCCUCAUCCCCUACCUGAUGAUGCUGGCUCUGGCCGGGAUCCCCAUUUUCUUUCUGGAGGUAUCCCUGGGGCAGUUCGCCAGCCAGGGCCCUGUGUCCGUGUGGAAAGCCAUCCCCGCCCUGCAAGGCUGUGGCAUCGCUAUGCUGAUCAUCUCGGUCCUGAUAGCCAUAUACUACAACAUUAUCCUCUGCUACACUCUUUUCUACCUUUUUGCGUCCUUUGUCCCCGUGCUCCCCUGGGCUUCCUGCAACAACCCCUGGAACACACCAGACUGUAAAGAUAAAAACAAACUUUUGUUAGAUUCCUGCAUUAUUGGUAACCACCCAAAAAUACAAAUCAAGAACUCUACUUUUUGCAUGAGUGCCUAUCCAAACCUGACUAUGGUUAACUUCACCAGUGAAGGCAACAAAACCUUCGUCAGUGGAAGUGAAGAAUACUUCAAGUACUUUGUACUGAAGAUUUCAGCAGGGAUUGAAUAUCCUGGUGAGAUCAGAUGGCCCUUGGCACUAUCUCUUUUCCUAGCUUGGGUGAUUGUCUAUGCCUCACUUGCUAAAGGAAUCAAGUCAUCAGGAAAAGUGGUGUACUUUACGGCUACGUUCCCCUAUGUAGUUCUCAUCAUCCUUCUUAUAAGAGGAGUAACUCUACCUGGAGCUGGAGCUGGAAUCUGGUACUUCAUCACGCCAAAGUGGGAGAAGCUAAUUGAUGCUAUGGUUUGGAAGGAUGCUGCCACUCAGAUUUUCUUCUCCUUAUCUGCAGCAUGGGGAGGUCUCAUUACUCUCUCUUCUUACAACAAAUUUCAUAAUAACUGCUACAGGGACACAUUGAUAGUCACAUGUACCAACAGUGCCACAAGUAUAUUUGCAGGUUUUGUCAUCUUCUCAGUUAUUGGCUUCAUGGCAAAUGAACUCAAAGUGAAUAUUGAAGCUGUGGCAGACCAAGGUCCUGGAAUUGCUUUUGUGGUUUACCCAGAAGCCUUAACUAGGCUUCCCCUCUCACCAUUCUGGGCUAUAAUAUUCUUUUUGAUGCUACUGACUCUUGGAUUGGACACUAUGUUUGCCACUAUUGAGACUAUAGUGACUUCUGUUUCGGAUGAGUUCCCCAAAUACUUGCGUACGCACAAGCCACUGUUCACUCUUGGGUGCUGCAUCUCCUUUUUCAUCAUGGGAUUUCCUAUGAUCACUCAGGGUGGAAUGUAUAUGUUACAGCUUGUGGACACUUACGCAGCUUCUUACUCUCUUGUCAUCAUUGCCAUCUUUGAGCUGGUUGGAGUUUCCUAUAUAUAUGGAUUACAAAGAUUUUGUGAAGAUAUAGAAAUGAUGAUUGGAUUUAAGCCAAGCAGAUUCUGGAGAGUCUGUUGGGCAUUUGUGACCCCAACUAUUUUAACAUUUAUUCUUUGCUUCAGUUUUUACCAAUGGGAACCAAUGACUUAUGGAGCUUACCAUUAUCCGGGCUGGUCCAUGGUGCUUGGAUGGCUGAUGCUGGCCUGUUCAGUUAUCUGGAUCCCAGUUAUGUUUGUGAUAAAAAUGCAUCUAGCCCCAGGCAAAUUUAUUGAGCGACUCAAGUUGGUGUGUUCUCCACAGCCUGACUGGGGUCCGUUUUUGGCCAAGCACCGUGGUGAACGUUACAUGAAUAUGAUUGAUCCACUGGGAACCUCUUCCCUGGGACUUAAACUGCCAGUGAAGGAUAUAGAACUGGGGACCCAAUGCUAA